AUGAUUCCUGAGAAUACUUUGUUGAAACAGAUUGCGAGGUUUUGUCUGUUAACCGUGUGUCUUAGGCAUAGUGAUAAUUGGGAGCUACUUUGGAGCACACGCAGCAAUCAAAUCCCACUUUUUGGCUGGCCAUCAUGCAAGGAAAAAAAAAGAGUGGUGUCUGUUUAUUUCUUUUUACAGCCCACUGCAUUUAUUCUCUCUGUAGAUAAUGCACUGACAUUGGUACUGAGUCCUACUGACAUUGGUACACGAUGCUGUUCAUUUGCUCCUUUUUUGUUCUUUCCUCCCCCAACCAUUUCCCCACGUGCGGCUACAUUUAAUCUUUUUAAUUCUCUAGCAGAGUACUUCAUACAUUUGACAUCAGGAGAUCCAUCAUGUAAAACCAAGUUAGAAAGAUAUGCCAGAACAUCGUGCAGAUGUAAGAUCUUGACAAAGCUGCCCUUCAAUUUUUAUGCAAAACAUGACUUCAGGUCAUGA
Molecule: messenger RNA, 477 nt
Organism: Ilex paraguariensis (yerba mate)
Lineage: Eukaryota; Viridiplantae; Streptophyta; Magnoliopsida; Aquifoliales; Aquifoliaceae
Source: the annotation of a GenBank genome assembly